This is a messenger RNA of Heterocephalus glaber (naked mole-rat), 497 nucleotides long. RefSeq names its product oxytocin/neurophysin I prepropeptide (gene Oxt). Gene Ontology annotation, molecular function: oxytocin receptor binding; neurohypophyseal hormone activity; V1A vasopressin receptor binding. The record is from RefSeq and is a predicted model, not a curated record. NCBI's taxonomy places the organism in Eukaryota, Metazoa, Chordata, Mammalia, Rodentia, Bathyergidae. Gene Ontology annotation, cellular component: extracellular region; secretory granule.
AUCCAUCCCGACCCAGGACCUCGCACCAUGGCCGGCCCCAGCCUGGCCUGCUGCCUGCUCGGCCUCCUGGCGCUGACUUCCGCCUGCUACAUCCAGAACUGUCCUCUGGGCGGCAAGAGGGCCGCGCUGGACCUCGAUGUGCGCAAGUGCCUCCCCUGCGGCCCCGGAGGCCAAGGGCGCUGCUUCGGGCCCAGCAUCUGCUGCGCGGACGCGCUGGGCUGCUUCGUGGGCACGGCCGAGGCACUGCGCUGCCAGGAGGAGAACUACCUCCCGUCGCCCUGCCAGUCUGGCCACAAGCCGUGCGGGAGCGGGGGACGCUGCGCGGCCAACGGUGUCUGCUGCAGCCCAGACGGCUGCCACACCGACCCCGCCUGCGACCUCGAGGCCGCCUUCUCCGAACGCUGAGCCCAGAUGGCCCCUGUCUCCCCGGAGCACAGGCUUCGCCCCCCUUUGCCACCCCCAAGCCUCGUGAAAACGAAAUAAAGCAGAUUUCUCCC